Molecule: messenger RNA, 2681 nt
Organism: Rhipicephalus sanguineus (brown dog tick)
Lineage: Eukaryota; Metazoa; Arthropoda; Arachnida; Ixodida; Ixodidae
Product: ras-related protein Rab-1A-like
Exons: 3
Coding region: 1-408 (135 amino acids)
Molecular function (GO): GTPase activity; GTP binding
Source: RefSeq, a predicted model, not a curated record
AUGUGCUCCAUGAUUGGAAAUAAGCUGGACGCUGGAGACAGAGGGGCCUCUCGUACUUGCAACGUCAAGCACAAAGAGUCAUUCAACAAUGUCAAGCAGUGGCUUCAGGAAAUUGACCGCUAUGCCUGCGAGAAUGUUAACAAGCUCCUGGUCGGUAACAAGUGUGACCUCACGACGAAGAAGGUGGUUGACUACACGACAGCAAAGGAGUUCGCGGACCAGCUGGGCAUUCCCUUCCUAGAGACGAGCGCCAAGAAUGCCACAAAUGUCGAGCAGGCGUUCAUGACGAUGGCGGCAGAGAUCAAGAACCGCAUGGGACCCCCGACCACGGAGGCGAACCUGCGGGCCGGCGACGGCAAGAUCAACCCAGGAACGCCCGUCCAGCCUCGCAGCUCCGGAUGCUGCUAAUUCAGAAAGAGAAACCCUCCUCCUCCUCCUCCCUUCACUACCCUCCCCCCCAUUCCCACAGAGAGAGAGAUCACCCAGCCUCCUUGCCACCCCUUGUUUCUCUGCUCCAUCUUGUCCUCCAGCGAAGGACUACAAGGACGUACUCACAUAACACAAAACAUGACACACGAGCUGGGAGACGCACACCUAGGCUGCCGGGAUUGGAAUGUGCCCUUCCUCUGCUGCUUUCUGUAGUGCCGCAUCUCCCCGUUCCCCCUACCCCCCUUUUUUUGUUGAAGAAUGUUUGCAAACAUGUGACCCCGCGUUCCUCCCGCAUCUCGAGUGUUUCUUUUGUGGGGCCGCUCUGCGAAGAACCUCUUUUGCGACCCUGUUAUCAUGUAGCAAUGUCACUGCUGCUGCUGUGGUGUAGUGUCACUUUACUGACUGCGUGGUCUUAGGUUGCGCCGGUCGCCUGCUCUUAAUUGGCAACAUUUUUUUUUAUUUAAAGAACUGUUCUGUGUAUGUAUGUUAACAAGCUGCUUUUUCAUUUGUUAUGUAGCGCUGACAUGUAAAGCCCACACUUUUCCUGGACUCUCGUGUGCUUUUGAAGUUUUAAGCCGAGGUUCACAUUCUCUGAGACUAGCAAUGAACUUAGCUGGCCACCGGCUCUACGUUUGGGUUAUUCCUCGCGUUUCGUUGGUCCUGUCCCAUGCCACGCUGUUACGAGUUGCUGCUCAAAGUAUGGCAAACGGCUCAUUGCGAACCUAUGCCUUGAAAGCUUGUUUCUUUUUGAGCCAUUGAAGUGUUCUCAUGUGCAUCAUACACCGAGCAACUUGUGUGCGUGUUGGGAACGCUUCAGCUAACACGUUGGCUCGCUUAAAGUUUGUCGCCGGCCUUUCUUCGGAAAGCAGUAGAAGGGAAGGACCCAGGGGGGGGGCAGCUAAAGUUGUGUAGCAUUGCCGUUUACAUUGAAAUUUUUUUGAAAGCGCAGGCGUGAAGUUAAUCGGGUGCAUGAAUGAAACAGUUCUAGAUCAAAUGUUUUGUACCGAGCUUCGCUUGAGGCAGUGCGAAUGCUAGCGUGCGUCCUUGCGUGACAAAAGUAGAGAUGUCUGUGCGGAGUUUGGUUGGAGGCGGGGGAGGACCACGAGGGGUGAUGAACUGCAAGAUGUUUGACGAAGCGGGAGCGCACCUCACGCUUUUCGAAUGACUGUCUACAAAGUGGGACUUGUGAGGGGGUAGUGUGUUGCGACGACCCAAAGCCAGUCCAUGUCCUACGUCGGUAAUCCUUUCGCAGGGCUUGACCCGAGUCGCUCUUUUUUAAUCUGCCUUAGCAUUCCACACGUACACAAACAUGUCGACGGCUUGGGUGAACACGUGGGGUAGGUCGGAGGCUGGGGACUUUCGUACGACCGCGUAACGUGGCGCAACGUUUCGGCGAGCGCCAUUUUUCUCCCCCCGUGGCAGAAGCAGCGAAAACUGGACUAAUGGCAGGCGACAAUAACAAAGCUCGCUAUUCACUUUGGCUUGCGCCGAUGCCCAUUUUGGUGGCCGAGGCUGGUACAUUUUGUUUCUUUCGGCGGGCUUGCGCUGGUCACGUCGGUUCGAGUCGUGAAGAGUUAGCAAUUUUUUUUUUAUUUUCUGAUGGAAUGCCUGUAUUACUGCUUUACAUUUAUAUAUAUAUAUAUAAUAUUACAUGCUGUAUAUGGCAAUGACCACCUCCACAUGUACAUAAAGAAAGGCGUAGGCUGUCUGUUGUGAGCUCCGUUUCCUCUCCCCAGAGUUUGUGCUGGUUUUUAAUGAAGUUCUUGUUUUACUUCAGUCUUUCUUUCUUUUUUUUUUGAUUGCGAGGUUGUUCAGUGUCCAGCCUAGGACUGAGCUCUGCUGCAACCUUCGUUCACUCGAAAGGGGUUUAACCGUCCUGCCAAAUUCAGCAGUGGCAAGGAAGUUUGCGAGGUGCCGAGUGAGUGUUGCUAGGAGUGGCACAUUUUUUUUUUUUUUUUGGUAUGCAUGUGUUGAGUGGUGUUAGCGCCUUAGCCGAAGGAAGAAAAGGUUUCAGUUUCUGCAGUUGUGGUUGCGUACCACUGCGUUUUUUUUUUAUCGUCAAUGCAACUGUGAGGUUUGGUGGGGUGGCAAGAAUUGCCUUUGAGGUUUUCUCGCUGAUGCUGUGUUGAGUGAGGAUUGCAAUUUUUUUCUUCCUGUUCCUCCGGACGCUUCUGUGCUCGGCCAGUCGAACGUGAGAGGUGUAUGAUUUAGUGUAUAUUUGAAGCGUAUUAAAAGAAAUCUCUUUGUUGGGC